AUGGCGCCUCCUCCACGCUUGCGCAUUUUGUCCGUCGGUGGCAAUGCCAUCUCCGCCUUUCUCUCAUGGCGAUUGCAGGCUACCACCUCCUGCGACGUGACGCUCGUCUGGAAAUCCGGCUUCGAGGCCGUCUCCCAAUAUGGCGUCUCCUUCAAAUCAAAAGCUUUCGGUAAUGAGCGUUUUAAACCCCGUCACGUUGUCCGCGCCCCCGAAGAAGCCUCAUCCCGCGAAGCCGUCUACGACUACGUGAUUCUCUGCGUCAAGGCCCUUCCUGAUGUCUACGACCUCGCCUCCGUCAUUGAGUCGGUCGUUACUCCCCAACACACCUGCAUUCUCGUCAAUACCACAAAUACGCUUGGAAUCGAGUCCCAUAUCGAACAGCGAUACCCGACAAAUGUCGUCCUUUCCCUCGUCUCCAACGUCGAAAUCACCCAGACCGGCCCCGCCGAGUUCGAACACCUUAAUUCCAGCGAAAUCCAUGUGGGCGCGACCAGCAGAAAAUCAUCAAUCCCGACCUCUAUACAGAAUGACAUGGCGUCCGCCCUGGCAAUGACCCUCAACACCGGCCAGGUCGAUUGCAAGGUGUCUCCCAAUAUCAGACAGGAGCAGUUCGAGCGGAUGAUCGGCCCGAUCGCGUUUCACCCGGCCAGUGUGGCCUUUGAGUGCUCAAACCCGAACCAGCUACUGGAGAAAAACGGCGUGCGUCAACUAGUCACAGGAGUCCUUGACGAGCUGAUGAUGCUGGCUUCCUCCCACGGCUGUACUUUCCCUAGCGAUUUCCGCGAGAAGACGAUCGAAAAGAUGACCGCCUCCGACGCCCCCAGCACAAUGUACCAGGACUUCACUUCCAGGCGCCCGAUGGAGAUUGAGAACUUUUUGGGAUCCCCAAUCAAAAUGGCCACUGAAUCCGACACGCCCGUGCCCCGGAUCGAGGCACUCUACGCAAUGCUCCACCACAUCAAUAUCGCGAAUCAGUCCAGACCCCGCCACGGGGAUUCCCCCCCUGCGUCUGUCAUGGGUCAGCCCCCUCCCCGGAUGUCUUCCGUACCUCCGCAGCAACAGGGACAGCGACCGCCUCUCAAUGGGAAUGGCGGGAUGCGAGCGAGUCGGACACAUUCGAGUAUGGGCAUGAUGCCUCCUGGUGCGCGACGUGGUCCACCUCCUGGCAUGAUGCGUCCGCCGCCCGGUGGACCGAUGCCGCCUCAAGCCAACCGUGUUCCUCGUGACCCGUCAUUGGAGGGCCUAGAGGAGUUCAGCCAUCUAGUACUAUACGAUGAUGUGAUGGAGGGCGGUUCGCCACGCCCUAAUGGCAAUGGCCACCCAGAGGGCGGCGCUGAUUUGGCCAUUCGAGAGCGAGAGCUCGCUCUUCGCCAACGAGAACUACAGAUUCGUGAACAAGAGAUGGGUAUGGGCAUGGGAAUGGGCAUGCGACGCGGACCUGGACCUGGACCUGGAGGCCCUGGCCCCGGACGCCGUGGACCACCACCACCCCGAGCUCCGGCUUCUGUGUUUGAUGAAGAGGAUGAGGAUUAUUUCGACCCCAUGGACACCAUGGCAAUCCCUCACAUCGACCCCGACCAAGUGGACAUGAUGAGCAUGACCUCGCGCCGUCGCAAGGGCCCCAGCAACACCCAAUUCCGCAAGAACCCUGAGAUGGCCGCCGGCGGCCCUGCGAUGCACGCCAGCCGACCAUCAUCAUCAUCAGCCUUUGGUCGCUACUUUGGCCGCAAACGCGCGAGUGAUCGCGCAAUGGCCGACAUCCCUGGUCUUCACGAUUCCCUGAUGGACAAUCCCAUAUGGGAGAUUUCCCUCCUCGUCCCUACCCGCAAAGCCGACGUAACAGCCAGUCUCCCGGGGGACCCUUCCCAGGAGCACCUGGUCCUGGCCCUGGUGGCCCUGGUGGUCCCGGCGGCCAUGGACCUCGAAUGGGCCGCCCACCCACUGUGCACGACCAGAAUCUUGGACCCCCCUGGUGGACCUCCCUAUAACGGCCAUCCGUCGCCGCCUGGAAACAUGCGGACACCGGUUCCCCGGCACCCGUCAGGACAAGGCCCGGUUGGACCGCAACAGAUUGAGCAACACUACGGGGUGAGCAACUCCUUCCCCGCCAAGGGCCCUCCCAAGAACAAAAGUCUGACCGGAAGUGCGAGCGCCAGCGCGGAGAGUGGUGAUAGUGGGGCUAGUGCCAAUAUUGAUUCCGAAGUGUCGGCUCAUAGCAGCCAGGCCAGUUUAGGUGACCAACGUCACAUCACGGCCCCUGCUGUGCACUGA
Messenger RNA from Penicillium manginii, 2271 nucleotides. Its product is annotated as ketopantoate reductase family protein. Gene Ontology annotation, cellular component: cytoplasm. The record is from RefSeq and is a predicted model, not a curated record. Gene Ontology annotation, molecular function: oxidoreductase activity. Bases 1 to 2271 code for a protein of 756 amino acids. The transcript has 6 exons. NCBI's taxonomy places the organism in Eukaryota, Fungi, Ascomycota, Eurotiomycetes, Eurotiales, Aspergillaceae.